AUAAUCGCUGAACUCAUCACUUCAAAUUGCAGACCGUUCUUUGUGAUAGUGGUGGGGGAACCUACCUCUAGCCAUCCCCACUACUGUGACCGGGGAUGACCGCUUUCUACCUGAGGCGGUUGGACCCAGACCCCGUCAGUUGCCCGUUUGUCAGUAUCCAGGUGACAGUGGUUGAGUAGCGUUCUCGUUUUAAAGAAAGUGUACGCUUUAAAGAUAUCUUGUUAUUUUAAGAGUGUAGUUUUUACAGUGUUUUUAUAGAAUUAUAAGGCAGUGUGUCAUCAUGGGCCGACGCAAGAGUAACAGAAAGCCUCCUCCAAAAAGAAAGGCGGUUGUGCCCUUGCCAGUAGAGUUCAACUGCCCAUUCUGCAAUCACGAGGGAUCGUGUGAUGUGACGAUGGAUAGAGGACGUAGAUCUGGGAGGAUAGCGUGUCGAGUUUGUUUCGAGGACUUCCAGACAACCAUCCACUUCUUGACAGAGCCUAUUGACGUCUACAAUGAUUGGAUAGACGCGUGUGAGACUGCCAACUGAAUCCCCACUGCGUAUGCAUUGCGGUUCUGGUUGGUGACUGAAGAAUAAAAAUUAUCAAUAAGGGCAGUUUUGUAUCUUUUUUAUUAAUAAAAUAUUGUAUGUAUCGUAUAGUUAUGGCUUGAUACGGACAAAAUUGUAUUCACAUUUAUAUUGCAUAGAUUAAUU
Homalodisca vitripennis (glassy-winged sharpshooter) is the source of this 694-nucleotide messenger RNA. Its product is annotated as transcription elongation factor 1 homolog. The record is from RefSeq and is a predicted model, not a curated record. Gene Ontology annotation, molecular function: RNA polymerase II complex binding. Gene Ontology annotation, cellular component: transcription elongation factor complex. Lineage: Eukaryota; Metazoa; Arthropoda; Insecta; Hemiptera; Cicadellidae. Gene Ontology annotation, biological process: transcription elongation by RNA polymerase II. The transcript has 3 exons. The coding region runs from base 281 to 529 and encodes 82 amino acids.